AUGUCGGAAGUAGUGCCAAUUGAGACAGAGAUUAUGAGACCACAAACGCCCGAGGACCGCUCGAUUUAUACAGAGUCUAGGAAUCCCUCGGAUUCAAUUGCGUUGUUUAAUGUAGAAGAUAGUGCGUGGUUGAGCAUUCCCAGAAAAGGGAAUUUUGAAUUCAAAAUCUCUGCGAGAAAGCAAGACAAGGGAAAGUUCGUGUAUCAGGUCAAGGACCCAAAGACUGGAGCACUGUAUAAGGAAGGGGAAUGGGUCAAACAGGAAAGGCUCAGUUCAGCUUGA
Messenger RNA from Botrytis porri, 282 nucleotides. RefSeq lists its product as uncharacterized. The transcript has 3 exons. Bases 1 to 282 code for a protein of 93 amino acids. The record is from RefSeq and is a predicted model, not a curated record. NCBI's taxonomy places the organism in Eukaryota, Fungi, Ascomycota, Leotiomycetes, Helotiales, Sclerotiniaceae.